Molecule: messenger RNA, 1122 nt
Organism: Colletotrichum siamense
Lineage: Eukaryota; Fungi; Ascomycota; Sordariomycetes; Glomerellales; Glomerellaceae
Exons: 2
Coding region: 1-1122 (373 amino acids)
Source: RefSeq, a predicted model, not a curated record
AUGCCAUAUCAAACCCGAAAGACAACCAUUGUCUUGGAAGCUGAUAAUAAUGAAGCUCUUGAUUACGUGCCUGUGACCAGGCAACAAUACGAGGAAGAGAUCGCACUCCGACAAAGGAUUGAAGCCGAUUUGGAGGAGAAAAAUCACAUGCUUGCUGACUACGACAACAAAUUAAAAGACGCGGAGGCAGUUCUUGCCACAGUCCGAAAGAAAUGGAAGCAGGCAGCCACAGACCUCGACAAGAUGAAGUCUUCGCAACAGCGUGGUUACCACAUGACAGACAGCGAGCUCAAGGACGCCGUGACCAGGCUCCGGUACAACAUUAGCCGCUUCGCAAUCCAGUACUUUGGUGGCAGGCUGCCAAGAGAAACCAAUAUUGAUAGGAUCAUGGACUCUAAGGACUUGAACGGAUGGAGACAUUUGUCAAAUUUCCUGGGUAACCGAGACAUCACAAUCUCAUACAUUGAUUCUGAUAGGCGACGACCCUACAUUGUCCAGGCACUGAUCUGGGACACAGUGUACUGGGCUGUGUUUGGCGAGGCACUCUGGGCUGGGCGAGAGAUGUCCAAGUCGUUCAAAAACCUGUCCGAGCAAUUGCAACAAUCAGCGAAGACCCAAGGUAGCGAUUCUGACAUCGAGGCAUGCCGAAGAUUUUGUCUAUGGAGAGCCGAGACGGCAGCAAUGGUUAUUCAAAUAACCAACUCGUCCAGGGCGGAACAGGAGAGUAGCAGCAACUUCUUCCUGGGCAAGAUUGAAUGGGUAUGCGAUCGCAUUUGCAAACACCUUAUGCCACUCACAAAAUCCACCAAUGGUCUCCGGGAGGAAGUACUUGAUAUUCUGAAAGAGACAGCGAAGCUUGACGAGGCCAUGAAACGACAAGCUGUUCGCCUGGAAUGGACCAUUCCCGAGCCCCAGGGGCGAUUUGAUAGCGAUACGAUGACCCUAGCCAGCGGGGAAACUUGGGACGCCGACAUGGACGGUAUCUGCUUGACGACUUCUCCCGGGCUGGUCAGACAAGGUAAAUCAACCGGUGACGAUUUUGGAACCGAAACAAGAUUGCUGUUGACGGAGGUAUCUUGGUUCCCUAGUCCGGCAAAGGUUCGCCGAAACCGAACCGUCUAA